This is a messenger RNA of Rubroshorea leprosula, 989 nucleotides long. The record is from the annotation of a GenBank genome assembly. NCBI's taxonomy places the organism in Eukaryota, Viridiplantae, Streptophyta, Magnoliopsida, Malvales, Dipterocarpaceae.
AUUUCCCAUAUUCCCUGCUAAAGCACCUUGAUAUAUGCGUACCCCUUGUCGCCUGCAACCUGCCCUGCACCCUAGCCUCACACCCGAAUCAGCUUCCUCUCCCCUCUGCACCGCGCCCAGCUCCUCUGCACCCAGCCAUCAUCGCCCCCCCUCUGCACGAACCCGCCUGCACCUACCCUGCACCGAGCCCAGACCCCUAGCGCUGCUGCCUGCGCCCUUCUGCUACCGCGCCCGGCCUUGCUUCCUACAUCUGCUCUGCACCGAAUCUGCAUCAGUCUCCAGCUCUGCACUGCGCCAGCCUUCCUCUGCACCAGAUCCCCUCUCCUCUGCGCAACCCACUGCCGGCAAUGAUGUCCCUUUGCACGCCAGCAUCACCGGCAAUCAUACCCCCUCUGCACUAAGCCUGCGCGCAAUCAUACACUCCAGCACCCCCUGCUCUGCACCCCGGCCUCCUGCACCGAGCCUACACCCCUGCUGCUGCGCCUCCUGCACUCUGCGCCCAAUCACGCGCCCCUGCUUCCUGCACGCUACAGCCAUGCAGAAAAGAUAGCAAAUACCGGACAAAUUGGCAUCAUUGGUGAUUGACAGAACAAGGGCCCCUUAUAUUUUUUUUCAUUUGUUAUUUUUAUCAUUUUGGGGUAUAUAUAGAGCAAAAGGCAGAGGUCUUUGAGGGAUUUGGCUUGUUUUUGAAGGAGUUGUGGUGUUGACGAAGGAGAACAUUUUUUUGGAGGUCGACCGUGAUUGAAAAGAGGCUUAUUCUUCUGUCUGUUUCUUGCUUGCUUUAGGUAAUUUUCUAAACAGAGGGAUUUUUUUUGGGAAAGGUAGUGAUGGAGACGAAUGCAGCGUGAUCCCGUGGGUGGGAUCCCUUCUUCUAAUCCUGAUCUGUCUUCUCCAAAAAUUUCCGCCUUGUUCGUUUCAAUUUUUUUUAAAUCUUGAUGUAUUGGAGUUGUGUUGGAUGAUGAUAUUAUGAAUAGAAUCAAGCUUGCUCU